This is a messenger RNA of Trifolium pratense (red clover), 2523 nucleotides long. Its product is annotated as WRKY transcription factor 72A-like. Lineage: Eukaryota; Viridiplantae; Streptophyta; Magnoliopsida; Fabales; Fabaceae. The transcript is spliced from 4 exons. The coding region runs from base 480 to 2240 and encodes 586 amino acids. The record is from RefSeq and is a predicted model, not a curated record. Gene Ontology annotation, molecular function: sequence-specific DNA binding; DNA-binding transcription factor activity. Gene Ontology annotation, biological process: regulation of DNA-templated transcription.
AACAAAAAUUAUUGUUUUAUCUUCAUAUUUUGUUGUGAUAUCAUGAUUUGCAGUGUAAUUGAAAAUGCGACAACAACUAUAAUUUAAAACUUAAUAUUUAGCUUAUAUGCCAAAAUUUAGCUUUUCAAUUGCCCACUCAACCUCAUUAAUGACUAAGAUUUGGGGAUCAUGUAAUUAAUUUAAUCAUAAAAAAAAUCAUAAAAUUAGCUUAGCAAGUGGUGUUGACAUUUGAGGGUCAUGGCUGGCUACAUAAUGGGAACUUAGAUGAGCUUCGGGAUCGGUGAGGGUUGAUUUUGCAUUUCUUUAUUCCAUGUCUUGCUCAUAAGGGUUGAUUGGUUUAUAAAAGGGUUAUAUGGCUCUUUCAAAAAAAAAUUAAAUAAAAAAGUGAUGUCUAUAUGCUUAUAUAUAAAGGGGUUAAUAAUGUGAGAUUGAACAAUAUUUUGAAAAUAAUAUUUUGAAAAUAAUAAGAGAGGUUGAUUAUGUCAAAAAUGUCUAGUCCAAGUAGUUCAGAGAUAGAAGAGAAGAGAGUUACUUCAAUUUUCAAUGAAGCUGAUUUAUCUACUCAACAAGAAGAGGUUACAAAGGAAGACAAACUAAUAGAUGCAAAAUCCAAAAUGGGUGAGGUGAAAGAAGAAAACGAAAGAUUGAAGAUGAUGCUAUCGCGAGUUGAAAAAGACUACAACUCACUUCAACUCCGUUUCUUUGACAUUGUUAACAAAGAGGUUUCUAACAAAGGAGUAGAAGAUUCAUCAACUCCACAUGACGAAAUCGAUGAAGAACCUGAGCUUGUAUCACUGUGCCUCGGAAGAAGUCCAAAUGAGCAUAAGAAAGAAGCAAAAAUUGAUCAAAAUUCAAAUAAGCCUAAAGAAAAAGAAGACAUGGAAGUUAACCUUAGUCUUGGAUUAGAUUCCAAAUAUAUGUUGUCUAUGGAGUUAGUAUCUGAUUUGAGUCCAAUGAAUAGCUCAGAAGAAUUACCAAAGGAAGUUGAAGUUGAAGAAAAAGGAACAUUAUUGUCAUCAUCAACAAAUAAAUCAACAAAAGUGAUUAAUGUGGAUGAUGAUAUUUCAGAUCAAAUGCCAGCUAAGAGAGUUAGAGUAUCUGUGAGGGCUAAAUGUGACACUCCCACGAUGAAUGAUGGAUGUCAAUGGAGGAAAUAUGGACAGAAGAUAGCAAAAGGAAAUCCAUGUCCAAGAGCAUACUAUCGUUGCACAGUUGCACCAGCAUGCCCAGUUAGGAAACAGGUACAAAGAUGUGCUGAUGAUUUGUCCAUAUUAAUCACAACAUAUGAAGGAACACAUAACCAUCCUCUUCAAGUUACAGCAUCAGCCAUGGCAUACACAACUUCAGCUGCAGCUUCAAUGAUGUUAUCAGGUUCAUCAACAUCAUCAUCAUCAUCACAUCAAAACAUUCAACAUCAAAAUAUUCAUCAUCAAAAUUCCACAUCUUUUGGAAAUUCUUCAACACUACUCAAUGGCCUAAAUUUCAACAAUAACUACUUUGAACAAUCAAGAACACCAAAACAACAAUUCUUCAUUCCACAAAACCAUAAUAAUUUGUUCCCAACAAUCACUCUUGACCUAACUUCUCCUUCAUCAAUAUCAUCAUCAUCAUCCAACAUAGCUUCAAUUCCAAGAUUUCCUCCAAAUAAUCUCAAUUUUUGUUCUACACAACCACCAAAUUUCACACCAACAUCAACCAUUUGGAACAACAACAAAUUAGGGUUAGGGUUCAUUAACAAUAACACAUUACCUAUUGAAAAACCACAAAUUAGGCCUUUUAACCAUUUCCAAGAAAAUUUCUAUCAAAAUCAAAAUUGUGUGACAAAUUAUCAAACACCUUCAAGGCAAGCAUUGGCGGAAACAAUUAGCAAAGCAAUAAGCACUGAUCCAAGUCUUCAUUCAGUUAUAGCUGCCGCAGUUACAUCGAUUGUAGGACAAGGAUCAAACAAUGGUGGAAAUCAAGAAGAGUUAAGAGAUAACGGUUUAGGUUCAGGAUUGAAUUUGAAACUUGGUGAGUAUCCUCAAAUGGUUUCAAACAAUUUGUUGAAUCAAAAUGGGAAAGGAUGUUUGAAGGGUUCAUACUUCAAAAGGUUGUCACCAACAACAAGUUCACAAGCCAAAAACUUCAUGCUUCUUCAACCAUCAUUGCCAAAUUCUCUUUCUAAGAGUAACACAACUAGACCUCCAUCCAUUGUUAAUCAUAUCAAUCAUUGUGAUCCAAAAAUGAACACACAUCAUUAGUCAUCGCUUUUUGUAACACUACUCAAAAUGAAUUUUGGAUCCUCUAUUAUUGUUGCAUGGUGCAACAGCAGCAGAGAGAGACUGUUAGACUGCACCAUACAACAAUAGAAGAGGGGUCUAAUUUCCUCUAAAUGGUGUUUGAAUCUUAUGUAGCGGUUGCACCACUUUAACCACGACAAAGCGGUCGAACCUAAAUUUAUAGAAUAAAAAGUUUUGUUCUUUUAUUGUUCUUCAUAAUAUAUGCCAGUUUGAUAGUUCCAAAAAAAAUUUAAAAAAAAAUUCA